Messenger RNA from Strongyloides ratti, 225 nucleotides. RefSeq lists its product as hypothetical. The transcript has 2 exons. Bases 1 to 225 code for a protein of 74 amino acids. The record is from RefSeq and is a predicted model, not a curated record. Lineage: Eukaryota; Metazoa; Nematoda; Chromadorea; Rhabditida; Strongyloididae.
AUGAUAUCAAAGAAUAAACCGAGUAUCUCCUACUGUGCUCUUGUAUAUGAUACCCCUAGGAAAAUUGUAAGUACAAGAGUUUUCUCAAGUAUUAUGAUUGACAAUUUAAUAAUAAAAGGAAGAAAAAAUAGUUGGAAUCAUGAGAAUAUUAAAGAUAAUAUUCCUUCUAUAAAAAUAACAGUUAUUAAAAUAAAUGUUAAACUUGGUAUGCCCUCAAGAUUAUAA